CUGCGACGGGCUGUGUCAUAUCAAUGUGCCCUUCCAUCAAUAGUAGGAGGGUUUAAGCUGUCAUGAAUAGUCGUGCUUGCACUUCAAGCAAAUACAUUGUACUCCAGCCCCCAGCGCCCUUUAAAUCUCCUUGAACAGCCCAAGAAAUACAGAGUCCUUGGAAGUGCAUUAGUCCUGCACUUGUGGAUCUCAACAGUGGUCGUUUCGGGUACGAUUUUGAUCCGUCUGAGGAAUAAAAUCAAUUCUCAGAUUUGGUAAUAUGGCAGCUGAGAAUGGCUUCGGCGGCAAAAUAAAUGCAGAUGAAGCCACCACAUCAGAAAGCUAUCCAGAAGCAGAGAAAACCUCCAGCACGAAUGGUGAUCAGGAAGACUCAAAAAAGAGUAAAGGACAUGAGAAAACAAACACUAUUCCCUUUCGCAAACUGUUCUCAUUUGCUGAUUCCACUGAUAUUUUGAUGAUGAUCCUUGGCACAAUUGGUGCUAUUGGUAAUGGGAUAUGUAUGCCCCUUAUGACUGUCCUUUUCGGGGACUUGAUGGAUUCUUUUGGAGAUAAUCAGAAUAACCACGAAGUGGUUGAGGUGGUCUCCAAGGUCUCUCUAAAGUUUGUCUAUUUGGGAUUGGGAUCGGGUGUAGCAGCAUUCCUUCAGGUGGCUUGCUGGAUGGUCACAGGGGAGAGACAGGCAGCAAGAAUAAGGGGUUUGUAUCUGAAGACCAUUUUGAGACAAGAUGUUGCUUUUUUUGACAAGGAAACAAACACUGGAGAGGUUAUUGGGAGAAUGUCUGGCGACACUGUACUCAUACAAGAUGCAAUGGGUGAGAAGGUUGGGAAAUUUAUACAACUGGUUUCUACAUUCAUAGGAGGCUUUGUAAUAGCAUUUAUCAAAGGGUGGCUUCUAACCCUUGUCAUGUUAUCUUCUAUUCCUCUUCUCGUGGUGUCUGGUGCGGUCAUGUCCACCAUCAUUGCCAAGAUGGCAUCCGUUGGACAAAGUGCUUAUGCGAAAGCAGCAAAUGUAGUUGAACAGACAAUUGGUUCAAUCCGAACUGUUGCAUCGUUCACCGGUGAGAAGCAAGCUAUAAUUAAUUACAACAAAUUUCUUGUAAAAGCUUACAAAUCAGGGGUUCAUGAAGGCUUGGCUUCGGGAUUUGGUCUUGGCGUGGUUAUGUUAGUGGUGUUCUGCAGUUAUGCUUUGGCUAUAUGGUUUGGAGCAAAGAUGAUACUUGAAAAAGGAUAUAGUGGGGGCGCUGUGCUGACUGUGAUUAUUGCUGUGUUGACAGGGUCCAUGUCUCUAGGUCAGGCAUCUCCCUGCAUGAGUGCAUUUGCCGCUGGUCAAGCUGCAGCAUUUAAGAUGUUUGAAACUAUAGAGAGGAAGCCAGAGAUUGAUGCUUAUGACACAAAGGGAAGGACAUUAGAUGACAUUCGUGGAGAUAUAGAGUUAAGGGAUGUUUUCUUCAGUUACCCGAGCAGGCCUGAUGAGCAAAUAUUCAAUGGAUUCUCUCUUUGUAUCCCAAGUGGUACAACUGCAGCUUUGGUAGGUCAAAGUGGAAGUGGGAAGUCGACAGUGAUUAGUCUGAUAGAGAGGUUUUAUGAUCCUUUGGCUGGUGAAGUUCUUAUAGAUGGUAUUAACCUCAAAGAGUAUCAACUUAAAUGGAUUAGGGGGAAAAUUGGUCUCGUCAGCCAGGAACCUGUAUUAUUUGCAUCAAGCAUUAAGGAUAACAUAUCAUAUGGAAAGGAUGGUGCAACUAUCGAGGAGAUAAGAGCAGCAACUGAACUUGCAAAUGCUGCCAAGUUUAUUGAUAAAUUGCCGCAGGGACUAGAUACCAUGGUUGGUGAGCAUGGAACACAACUAUCUGGAGGACAAAAGCAGAGGAUUGCCAUUGCAAGAGCAAUUCUGAAAGACCCACGAAUCUUACUUCUCGAUGAAGCUACAAGUGCACUUGAUGCAGAAUCUGAGCGGAUCGUGCAAGAGGCAUUAGACCGGAUUAUGGUAAAUCGGACAACUGUAAUUGUUGCCCAUCGUUUGAGCACAGUAAGGAAUGCUGAUAUGAUUGCUGUCAUUCAUAGAGGAAAGAUGGUUGAAAAAGGCUCACACUCAGUACUAAUCAAUGAUCCUGAUGGAGCAUACUCUCAGCUCAUUCGCUUGCAAGAACUAAACAAAGAGUCAGAGCAAUCUGUAGAUGAUCAAAACAAGCAGGAAAUUACAGCAGAAUCUGCUAGACAGUCAAGUCAAAGAAUGUCAAUCCUACGAUCCAUAAGUCGAGGAUCAUCUGGAGUAGGAAAUAGCAGCCGCCACUCGUUCUCUGUAUCUGUUGGUCUUCCUACAGGAAUUAAUUUACCAGACAUUGCACUGGCAGAGAAACAAACCCCUCAACUACCUGCAGAAGAAUAUCCAAAUGUGUCACUCCGCCGCAUUGCCUACUUAAACAAGCCUGAGAUUCCGGUGCUUAUAAUUGGAGCUAUAGCUGCAGUCAUCAAUGGCACAAUACUUCCUAUUUUCGGUUUACUGAUUUCCAGCGUGAUUAAAACAUUUUAUGAACCACCUAACGAACUAAAAAAAGAUUCAAAAUUUUGGGCAAUAAUGUUUAUGAUCCUUGGUCUAGCAUCAUUUCUGGUGAUUCCAGCUCGGUCAUACUUCUUUGCUGUGGCUGGGUGUAAACUAAUCCAACGUAUUAGAGUAAUCUGCUUUGAGAAGGUGGUUCACAUGGAGGUUGGUUGGUUCGAUGAGCCCGAGCACUCAAGUGGUGCAAUUGGUGCAAGGCUCUCAGCAGAUGCAGCAUCAGUUCGUGCCUUAGUUGGGGAUGCACUUGGUCAAGUGGUGGAAAAUGCUGCUGCUGCUGUUGCUGGGUUGGUCAUUGCUUUUGUUGCGAGCUGGCAGUUAGCUUUUAUUAUCCUUGUAUUGAUCCCUCUGAUUGGACUCAAUGGGUAUGUUCAAGUGAAGUUUAUGAAAGGAUUCAGUGCAGAUGCAAAGAUGAAGUAUGAGGAAGCAAGCCAAGUCGCUAAUGAUGCAGUCGGAAGUAUAAGAACAGUUGCUUCAUUCUGUGCAGAAGAGAAGGUGAUGCAACUAUACAGAAAGAAAUGCGAAGGCCCAAUGAAGACAGGAAUAAGGCUAGGCCUCAUAAGUGGAUUAGGAUUUGGGAUGUCUUUCCUUUUAUUGUUUUGUGUCUAUGCAACCAGUUUCUAUGCAGGAGCUCGACUUGUUGAUGACGGAAAAGCAACAUUCUCGGAUGUUUUCCGGGUUUUCUUUGCCUUAACCAUGGCAGCGAUUGGAAUUUCUCAGUCAAGCUCCUUUGCUCCCGAUUCUAGUAAAGCAAAGACUGCUGCUGCUUCCAUAUUCGGGAUAAUUGAUCGGAAGUCAAAGAUAGACCCAAGUGAGGAGUCAGGCAUGAAAUUGGAUGAUGUUAAGGGUGACAUUGAGCUUCGUCAUUUAAGCUUUAAGUAUCCAUCUAGGCCAGAUAUUCAGAUCCUCCGAGACCUCAGCUUGGCUAUUCAUUCUGGCAAGACUGUUGCCCUGGUUGGAGAAAGUGGUAGUGGAAAAUCCACAGUGAUAUCGCUUUUGCAAAGGUUUUAUGAUCCUGAUUCGGGUCAUAUUACAUUGGAUGGAAUUGAGAUUCAAAAGUUCCAACUGAAGUGGUUGAGGCAGCAGAUGGGGCUUGUGAGCCAGGAACCAAUUCUGUUCAAUGACUCUAUCCAUGCCAACAUUGCAUAUGGAAAGGAAGGAAAUGCAACUGAGGCAGAAAUUAUAGCUGCAUCAGAGUUGGCCAAUGCCCACAAGUUCAUUAGUAGCUUACAACAGGGUUAUGAUACCAUGGUAGGAGAGCGAGGAGUUCAAUUGUCUGGCGGGCAGAAGCAACGAGUUGCUAUUGCACGUGCUAUUAUUAAAAGCCCAAGGAUUUUACUAUUAGAUGAGGCAACUAGCGCGCUAGAUGCUGAGUCUGAAAAAGUGGUUCAAGAUGCACUAGACCGAGUCAUGGUUAACCGGACUACAAUUGUGGUGGCUCAUCGGUUAUCCACAAUCAAGAAUGCCGAUUUAAUUGCAGUUGUUAAAAAUGGAGUAAUUGUGGAGAAAGGAAAGCAUGAUACCUUGAUUAAGAUCAAGGAUGGAUUUUAUGCCUCCUUAGUAGCACUUCACAGCAGUGCUUCAACUGCAUGAGCUUUCCUCCCUUCUGUAAUUGUUCCUGUUUUAUGCAUGUGCUGGUUGCUCUCU
This is a messenger RNA of Juglans regia (Persian walnut), 4201 nucleotides long. RefSeq names its product ABC transporter B family member 11-like. Bases 260 to 4147 code for a protein of 1295 amino acids. Gene Ontology annotation, molecular function: ATP hydrolysis activity; ABC-type transporter activity; ATP binding. The record is from RefSeq and is a predicted model, not a curated record. Gene Ontology annotation, biological process: transmembrane transport. NCBI's taxonomy places the organism in Eukaryota, Viridiplantae, Streptophyta, Magnoliopsida, Fagales, Juglandaceae. The transcript is spliced from 13 exons. Gene Ontology annotation, cellular component: membrane.